Micromonas pusilla CCMP1545 is the source of this 1953-nucleotide messenger RNA. RefSeq lists its product as uncharacterized. The transcript has 3 exons. Gene Ontology annotation, molecular function: cobalt ion binding; oxidoreductase activity, acting on the CH-CH group of donors, iron-sulfur protein as acceptor. The record is from RefSeq and is a predicted model, not a curated record. The coding region runs from base 1 to 1953 and encodes 650 amino acids. Gene Ontology annotation, biological process: phytochromobilin biosynthetic process. NCBI's taxonomy places the organism in Eukaryota, Viridiplantae, Chlorophyta, Mamiellophyceae, Mamiellales, Mamiellaceae.
AUGUCGGCGGCUUCCCUCGCGCCGCCCGUCUCGCGGCGCGCGCUCGCGCCGUCGCGCGCGGCUUCGACGCGCGGACGAGGAACGGGAGCCGGCGCGCGGCGUCCGACGAGAUCGUCGUCGCACAUGCGCGCUUCCGAUAUCUAUCCUCCCUCCUCUCGGCGCGUCUCUCGUCUACUCCCACCAGCAUGCCGAGUCGGAUGGGCCCCCCCCCUCAACCUCCUCCGUCCUCGCGCGGCGUCGUCGUCCGAACCCGCGACGGCGUCCUCCUCCUCCGAAGGUCCGGAAGAAGAAGAAGAAGGCCCUGACCCGGACGACGACGCGUCGUGGACGCCCGCGCGAUGCGCGCUCGGCGAUCGCGCCGUCCCGCCCCCGCGAAACCCCGCCAUCGUGUCGUGGCGCGCGCACAUGGCCGAGCUCUUCGCGCUCCUCGACGCCCAUCUCGGGCCUCUGAUCCCGGUCGCGAUCGCGCCGGAGCUCGCGAGCGCGGUCGGGACCGCGGCGGGGGGGGGUGGGGCCGGGGGGGAUAGAGGGCCCGUCGUCGCGCGCGCGAGGACGUGGGUGUACGAGUGCGAGACGCUGCGGAAGAUUCGGUUCACGUACGUCGACGCCGGGGACGAGGCGCAGAUAUUCAACGCGGUGGCGUACCCGCGGUGCCACGCCGUCGGGAGCCUCACCCGAUCGGAUUCGUCGUCGUCCGAAUCGGAUUCGGGCGCCGACGAAUCGAGAGGCGACACGUCGGACGACGCGUCGGAAGCCGCGUCGUCGUCGUCGUCGUCAUCGUCGUCGUCGUCGUCGUCGUCGUCGUCGUCGUCGUCGUCGUCGUCGUCGUCGUCGUCGCGCGCGUCGCACCUCACCGACGCGCCGCUGCUCGGCGUCGACCUCUUGUGCCUCGCGGGGGGUAAGAAGAUCUUAGCCGGCGUGGAUUUGCAGCCGCUCUCGAAGGAGGACGCGUACGUCUCGCGGUUCACGCCGAAGCUCGUGAAACUGCGCGAGUCCUUCGCGGAUUUGAACCUGACGACGCCGUCGAAGAAAUUUUACGAGGGCGCGUUCUAUACACUGGGUCCCUCGCUUUCAAUCCCCGCCCUCGGCGCCUUUCAACUUCAACUGACGCCUUUCAACUCCACCCCGACGUUCGCUCGUAUGGAACGACCCUCAGACGCGUUAUUCUUCAGCGAGGGCAUGCUCUUCGCGCGGCCUGACGCGCGCGCGAUGGCGAACGCGAAGGCGCGCGACGCCGCGCGCGAUGCCGGCGCGGAGUUCCCCGUGGACGUCGACGACGUGUGCGCCGCGGACGUCGACGGCGGCGGCGGCGGCGACGCUCUCGACGCCGGCUGCGGCGUGGAUUUAUUGUCGAGAAGAACGGCGGAGGCGACUACCGCGUACGCGAGGGCUUUCCUGGAGAUUCUCGACGCGCGCGUGGGCGGGGAGGGCGCGAAUGCCUCGGGCGCUGAUUACUCGGGCGCCGACUCGGGUGCCAAUUCCGCGGGGAACUCCGCGUUAGUUACGUCCGAUCACCGAAACGCCGACCCCGGCGGCGCGCCGCUCCCGGAAGUCGCCGCGCUGCGUAAGGAAGUCGAGACGCUGCGAGCCACGGUGGCGGCGUUGCGCGCGGAGAUUGACAACGACGCGCGCGACGGCAAGAAGGACGCGUCCUCUUCCGUCUCGGACGCCGCGCUCGAGGAGGCGUCCAACUCGGCGCUCCGCGCGCGAUCCCGCGACGCUGCGUCGGAAGCGGCGAGCGUGCGAAGACCACUCCCGGUGUUGACCCCCGCGGGCGCGGCGGCGGCGCAGGACGCGCACGACGAGUGGCAACGCGAGAGGGACCCCGCGGUGGCUGUCUUCGCGAAGUGGUUCGGACGGGAGUGGGCCGAGCGCGUCGCGAGGGAGGCGCGUUCUAUCCCUUCACACUGGUUCCCAUACGACCGCGUUCGCGUGGUGAACGCCGAUCCUUAA